UUCCGACUUUAUGAUCAUGGAAUUACCGCCCUGUCGCUCUGCUCAAUCGCUUCUGUGGUAACAAAACUCUCUGGAACAGCUACGUGGUGAUGUCUUCGGAAAGUUGAUGUGGACUUCCUUCUUGCGUGGACACGAGUCUCCACACUUACUACUCACUUGCUGCGAGACGCCCUUUCGUGUCUUCGACGUCCGGGAGGAGGACGUUUCUGGUUUCUCCUUGCAAAUCCAGGAUUUCCUUGAAGAGUCUGCGUUUUGCACACUUUUUCUGCAAUGACGUAGCAGUUAGAGCCACCGAGCCGGCAACCGUUUUCUAGUCGCGUAGGCUUGUGGGUUGUCUUGCACCUGGUGGGUCUUCUCUUGCAGAGAAUUUACGAGGACGACGCGCCCCUGGCCUGUAAAAAAACAGAGGACGCCGCACUUGUGUUCUUUCGAAGAUCGAAAGUCAGGGUCUUCGGCUUAGUUCUUGUGCUUCACAGUUCGAAGUUUGCGGAGAAACUCGCCGUCCUCUCCUAUCUGGUUAAGCCGUUCGAUGCUUCGGGGUUGCGGCGUUCCCUUUGUUUCCAAGCACUGCAAAAGUUUCAGGACUUUGUUGCUACCGGCUUGGCCGGAAGCAGGAUGAACCAUUUUCCCUUUUUUCUCUGAUUGUUCCGGUAGAAACGAGGAAAGAUCACUUACACUUGAGAGGCCCGCCAUUCCGGCAUCCUGCCAUCGGGUUCCACUUCUUUUGCGAAACGGGGGGAAAAGCGCUUGCACUUGGAGUUUCUCCGAGACGAUUCCAACGUGUUUUUCUCCUCUCAGCGAGGGUUUCGCGUCUUCGCUGGAAAAAGCAGGAGGCCUCUGCAGACGUCGCGUUGUUUCUGCAGUUUCCUUUUUGUUCAACCGCUCUGUUGUAACGUCGCGGUUGUUUCCGCGAGAGACGUGUGGGCUUGCUGGUGUCUGCUGGAGUUUGUGUCCUCUGUUUCGGACACAAGACAACGAAACUGGACAGAGCGAAUUCGCAGCGUUCCCAGUCAGUGGUUUUGCCCCGAAGUUUCUUCUGAAUCUCUCGUUUUCCUCUCUCUCCACGAUGACAAGUGUCACCGCCGUCGCCAGCGGCAGCCCGCCUGCUGCAGACGACUCUGCAAAGAAGCUCGAGGAGUUGGCUGCACGAGCAAGUCCGCAAAUGAGGGCACUUCUUCAACGAACUCCGGAUGAAAUGAAGCCACCUGAAGAGCACCUCCAGGAGGAAAAGGAAAAACAUCCAGAGGCCCUUGCGUUGCUUCAACAGAUCGAGGAUGCCCUCGCCUCAAAACGUUACCACGAGUUCACGAUGGCUUCGUUCACUUACCUUGCCCCGUUGUCUCUCGGAGACAACUCUCUGGGGAGUGCUGCCUACGAGGUGCCUUCCCCUCCUCCGAAUUUCUCGGGCCUCGACCGUGUGGAAUUCUUCUUCUACGUUGUCGGUCCUCAACGAAGUAAACUGGACGAAGUGGCUUUCCUCAGACUCCUCGGAGCUGUCUGUGAAGACAUCGAUGCGCGAGAUGGAUUGCUUUUCCUCUCGCACUUUCCUCUCGCGGACGGGCCGCAGAACUCGACUUCGGCGGGACAGAGCGGCGGCUCUCAGCCGAGCUCGCUGUCCUCAACAUCUGCUCCGCGCCCGAGCGCUGCGCUGGCCGCUGCCCUUGAGGCGGAGGUUUUGUACAAGACUUACCAGAGCUACCACCUUUCUCAGUGUCGUGACUUUUCAGAGAGCGAAGAAAUCCUGGAAGAACUUCAAAAGAAACUUCACGAAACUUCUCUGGGGGUUGGCCCGGUUGCUCAAGCUGCCUUCCAACGCGCGGCCGCCACAUUGGCAAAGGCUCAGGAUAAGUUUGCGGAGUUUUACCAUCAUGCCAUCAUCUUCCUGGCAUACACUCCCACAAUGAGCAUCCCGGAGAAAGACCGUGUUGGCCUCGCCUACGAGAUUGCGAUCGCUGCCCUUGUUGCGCCGGACAUCUUCAACUUCGGCGAACUGAUGCAACAGGCGUUGAUUCUCGCCACGCUGAAGUCGAUGCCAGAGCACCAGUGGCUGUGGUCCUUCCUGGAGGCCUUUCACUGCGGUUCUCUUCCCCAGUUUGAGUCGAUAUGUUCGGAGUUCGCUGCCAAAAUUCAGGCGACGGCGCUGGCGAACCACAUGCCUGCUCUGCGUCGGAAGAUCGCGACGGCGGCGUUGCUGCGUCUCGCGUUUACGCGGUCGGCUGCAGGAACGGCGGCGGGGAGUUUCGAGGCUUCGUCGUUGGAGAAAAGUGGAGCACUCAAUGAAGCUCCGUUGGGUUUGUCGGCUGGAGGCGCGGGGAUUUCUGCCGCUUCUCGGAGUUUGAGUUUUGACCUCAUUGCAAAUUCCUGCAAGGUCUCAGAAGACGACGUCGAACACCUUGUGAUGCGCGCGAUGAGCCAGAAACUCAUGCGCGGCAGCAUCGACCAGGUCAAGCGCCAGGUGUUUGUCUCGUGGGUUCGACCCUCUCUUCUCCUCGAUGAAAACGGAAUGUCCUACUUGCAAGAUCGGCUGCUGCGGUGGAUCGGGGCUGCCGAGCAGCUGCACCAGCAGCUGCAGAACCAGACAACGGAGCUUCUCGGCUCCUGAAGGAGAAAACGAAAGAGAAGUUUGCGUUUCGUUUCGUGGACACCUAAGGAAGAUGCGCGUGGUUUUUCGAGAACUUCGAAGAAAGAAUCCUCCCCGAAACGUGGUUUGUUACACGGUAUUACCUCAGUUAUUGUGUGCCGGUUUCUGUCUGACCUCGGUGCGCGGACAACCUUAAAAGCUCAUGUGUUGCAACUCCCUUUGCCGCUAAACACUGAGGAGCAGA
Toxoplasma gondii ME49 is the source of this 2825-nucleotide messenger RNA. RefSeq names its product PCI domain-containing protein. Gene Ontology annotation, molecular function: structural molecule activity. Gene Ontology annotation, biological process: ubiquitin-dependent protein catabolic process. Lineage: Eukaryota; Apicomplexa; Conoidasida; Eucoccidiorida; Sarcocystidae. The record is from RefSeq and is a predicted model, not a curated record. Gene Ontology annotation, cellular component: proteasome regulatory particle, lid subcomplex; cytosol; nucleus. Bases 1067 to 2602 code for a protein of 511 amino acids. The transcript is spliced from 8 exons.